CACUCCGUUGCCUGGAUCGGCGAUGUUGAUGUCUUGGAGGCACACAUCGACAAGAGCCUCAACGUCAACGUUCAACACCCAUCGACACGCGUCACCCCGCUGCAUUAUGCUGCACGCCGCGGUCAUGUUGAGAUUGCCCGCGUUCUCAUCGCACACGGCGCAAACCCGGCCGCUUGCUCAAAGGAGGGCUUGACCCCAUACGAUAUGGCCCGCAAACACAAGCAAAGCGACAUUGCCGACUUUCUGGAGAAGAUUCGCAAGUGUGUGCUGCAUCUUCUCCCACACGAGAAGGACAUGGUCGUCGUCCGCGAAAUCAUCGAACGCGCAGACAACCUCGACUCCCGCCGCUACCUCGGCGUGACCCCGCUGCACAUUGCAUGCGCCAUUGGACAAGCAGAGAUUGUGCGCAUGCUGCUCGCGAGAGGCGCUUCCACAAAAUACAAGGACCCGCGCAAGCGAACGUGUUUGCACUUUGCCGUCAUCCACGGCCACAGGGAAGUGGUCUCCCUCCUCCUCGCAUCAGGCAUGAAGACAACAUCACAAGACGACACGGGCCAGACCGCAGCCGAGUACGCCCGCGCCAUGUACCCCGACAUCUGGAAGGUCUUCGAGAGCCCACCGGAGAAGAUCAACUUUGCAGAAAUGUACGGCAGCGGGAGCGGUAACAACAGCAUGUCGUCGCGCGCGAGCACAGCGCAACUCCUGCCGCCAUCGCAGUCACAGCCCGGAUCGCCGCCCUUCUCGCCACAGCUGCACCAGCUCGAGCGCAUGUCCCAGUCCUCGGGCAGCUCAAUCUCCCUCCUCUCCUCCCCAGGACGCAUCAGCGAGCCGACGGAUAUGGACGAGCUGCGGGAGUUCCUUGACGACUUGGACCUGGUGGACAAGGCGUACCACGUGCUCAUUGCAAACGAGGUCUCGGACGUGGAGACGCUUCGCCUCAUGUCAAAACAGGACAUGAUCUCCAUCGGCAUCAAACUUGGCGUUGCUCUCAAGAUUAUCGGCCACCUCUAAGCAUUCACCCGGCCAAUCGCUCGCCGCUCCCAGCACCAACCCCUAGUCCUACUCCACGCACUGUUCCCCGCCCCUCUCCCUGUCAACUUGUUGAGGAAUCCUCCCCCGUACACUCCCCCGGGUGCGCGCUUCCGUGUCCCUGCUCCUGCUCCUCCUCCUCCUCCUCCUCCUCCUGCUCCUCCUCCUCCUCCUCCUCCUCCUCCUCCUCCUCCUCCUCCUCCUCCUGUUCUGCUCCUUGUUCCGGACAACGUACCAACCUCUUUGUUUCUAUUGAAACCAAGGGUUUGUUUUAUCCUUUGUUAUCUCUUUGAGUGCGCGCGCAUGUGCCAUUUCCCACGUUUGGGUUGAGCCGCUGCCUGCCUGCUCGCCUUUCUUGCCGCUUUUGUGUUUGGGAGUUCUCCCGUUGCAAUUUAUGUUACAGGACUCGUCAGGUGCUUGUUGUUGUUGUUGAUGGCUGGUUGGUGUGCUCUGUGCAUGGUUUGUGUGACCACCACCGCCGCCGUUGCGUGUGCGCGUUUGAGUUGUGGUGAGUUUUGGGUUAAGUGGGCGAGUGAGUGCUGCUCACGGCUGUCUUUGGCUGCUGCCAUUCACAGAGCCGUCUCUGUUGUGUGCAGGGAGGAGACGUGAGAAGCCGCUGCACCCUGGUGUGGCCGUGAUGCGCGUGCCUGGUGUG
Molecule: messenger RNA, 1684 nt
Organism: Salpingoeca rosetta
Lineage: Eukaryota; Choanoflagellata; Craspedida; Salpingoecidae
Exons: 9
Coding region: 205-1011 (268 amino acids)
Molecular function (GO): protein binding
Source: RefSeq, a predicted model, not a curated record